Molecule: messenger RNA, 1556 nt
Organism: Lycium ferocissimum
Lineage: Eukaryota; Viridiplantae; Streptophyta; Magnoliopsida; Solanales; Solanaceae
Product: BES1/BZR1 homolog protein 4-like
Exons: 3
Coding region: 292-1263 (323 amino acids)
Biological process (GO): DNA-templated transcription; brassinosteroid mediated signaling pathway
Molecular function (GO): DNA-binding transcription factor activity
Source: RefSeq, a predicted model, not a curated record
UUUCCCAAUGGGGCCAGUAUUGUCAAUUAGUCAAUAACACAUCAGAACGUCAUGAAAUCCCCUGCUUCUUCUUCUUUUUCCUUUUCCUCGUAUUAAAGUCGAACCAUCACAGUUUCGAUUUUCGGUUCUUCAAUUAUUCCACAUUCUUUCAUCAAAAUUCUCACUUCACAAAACCCAUCAAUCUCAACCACAUCCCUUCUCAAUUAUUCCUUUCCUCUGUUUCACUUCUCAAAACACACUGAUUAUUAAAGAAUUGCAUGUAGUUUUGCACUAGUGCUGAUCAUCAUCAUUAUGACGUCAGGAACAAGGAUGCCGACGUGGAAGGAAAGGGAGAAUAACAAGAGGAGAGAGCGAAGAAGAAGAGCUAUUGCAGCUAAAAUAUUUGCUGGAUUAAGGAUGUUCGGUAAUUAUCAACUACCUAAACAUUGUGAUAAUAAUGAGGUACUUAAAGCUCUCUGUAAUGAAGCUGGAUGGACAGUUGAACCCGACGGCACCACCUACCGCAAGGGCUGCAAACCAAUGGAGAGAAUGGAUUUUAUAGGCGGUUCCACAUCAUUAAGUCCUUGUUCAUCUUACCAACCAAGCCCUUUCACUUCCAACAAUCCAAGUCCUUUCACUUCCAACAAUCCAAGCCCUGCUUCCUCUUCCUUUCCCAGUCCAGCCUCUUCCUCAUAUGCAGCAAACCUAAACAUGGACGGAAAAUCCCUCAUCCCGUGGCUUAAAAACCUCUCGUCUGGAUCUUCAUCAGCUUCUUCCUCCAAACUCCCUAAUUUUCAUAUUCAUACUGGCUCCAUCAGUGCUCCAGUGACCCCUCCUUUUAGCUCGCCAACUGCCCAAACCCCUCGGAUUAAAACAGAUGCUGGCUUGGCUGGAUUUCGCUACCCUUUCCUUCCAUCAUCGACACCAGCAAGCCCUGUUCGUCAGACAUUUACUGGUGCAGAAUGGUAUGCUGGAAUUAGUGGACCACCUUCUCCAACAUACAGUCUUGUUGCGCCUAAUCUGUUUGGGUUCAAGAUUGAGGGUCUUUCCCGUGGUGGAUCUCGUAUGUGCACUCCAGGGCAGAGUGGUACAUGUUCACCUGCUAUUCCUGCAGGCUUGGAUCAUACUGCUGAUGUUCCCAUGGCUGAUAUGGUGAUCUCUGAUGAGUUUGCAUUCGGAAGCAAUGCUGCAGGGAUGGUGAAGCCAUGGGAAGGGGAGAGGAUCCACGAGGACUGUGUUCCGGAGGAUCUUGAGCUUACUCUUGGGAGUUCAAAGACCAGGUAAAAGUUGAAGUGUGCAAGCAAGCAGAAUUGGCUACUAUUAAUGUUGAGGUAUGAUGGGGUUAAAAAGAAAAAAAGGUUUAGGCUGUCUCAGGAGUUGCUAUUAUUAUUGCGUCCACCCUUCCCCUCACCCAAUUCUGUUGUAAUAUCGUUCAAGUCAAGAGUACAGUUCUUGAAUAUGGACGGAACUUUGAAAUUAGGACAUAAUUUUUAAUUUUUUCUUUUCCUAUUAGUUCUGAGUAUUGGAAAAAAAAUUCUGAUUGCCGUGAAGGGAAAAAAUGGAAACUGAGGUCCAUC